AUGCAGUGCACGACUUCACGGGGCACAGGCCCGCAGGCAGGAUCUGUAUUUCUCUGUUGUUGCACUCCUUCUUCAGUUUUGUUGUUUCAGUGGUAUGAACCUCUGAACAAAUUCUUGCUCGUGAGGUCAUCUGAACUUGACAGUUCCUUACGAUUUCCGCUAAGUCCUUCUAAGUUGAUCAACGCACGCACCGAUUUUCCUCAGCUUUGUGUUGGUGUACAGGCUACUGAGAGUAACGACAAGUACGAAUUCAGCUGGGUGAAGUUUGAAGACAGAAAGAUAUUGAAUCCGACGGAAACUCUUGACGUUUCUAUGUUCAACAACGCGAAGCUUGAUGUAGUGGGAAUGUCGCAGAUUGGGAAGGAUUCGUUACUGUUUGCCUACAAAAACAAGGUAUUCGAUUGAAGCCCGAAAAGAGGAGAACCAUUG
This is a messenger RNA of Cylicocyclus nassatus, 429 nucleotides long. The record is from the annotation of a GenBank genome assembly. Lineage: Eukaryota; Metazoa; Nematoda; Chromadorea; Rhabditida; Strongylidae.